Messenger RNA from Amyelois transitella, 1437 nucleotides. It is a transcript of the gene CycC, whose product is annotated as cyclin-C. The transcript is spliced from 3 exons. The record is from RefSeq and is a predicted model, not a curated record. Gene Ontology annotation, molecular function: cyclin-dependent protein serine/threonine kinase regulator activity. Gene Ontology annotation, biological process: positive regulation of transcription by RNA polymerase II. Gene Ontology annotation, cellular component: mediator complex; nucleus. Bases 144 to 950 code for a protein of 268 amino acids. NCBI's taxonomy places the organism in Eukaryota, Metazoa, Arthropoda, Insecta, Lepidoptera, Pyralidae.
CGUCAAUGCACCAAACAAUUUGUCAAGCAACUGUCAAGUCGGACGAAAUUUGUUGGUUUAUGUAAAGCUCAAGCUUAAUUUAUUAUUUAUUUUUAAUAUUUAAUAAAUGAAAUCUGAUUAGCUUCUUUAAAACAAAUUAAAAAAUGGCAGGAAAUUUUUGGCAAAGCUCCCAUCACCAACAAUGGAUAUUAGAUAAGCAAGAUCUAAUUAGAGAUCGACAGCACGACAUGAACAUUUUAUCAGAAGAAGAAUAUCAGAAAAUAUUCAAUUUUUUCGCCAGUAUGAUUCAAGUACUGGGCGAACAACUGAAGGUCCGGCAGCAGGUUAUUGCAACAGCAACAGUUUACUUCAAGAGAUUUUAUGCUAGAAAUUCUCUAAUGUGCAUAGACCCUUUGUUACUGGCUCCAACAUGUGUGUUUCUUGCGUCAAAAGUUGAAGAGUUUGGCGUGAUUUCUAAUUCUAGAUUGAUUACAACUAGUCAAACAGUUAUUAAAAACAAAUUUAGCUAUGCAUAUGGUCAACAAGAAUUUCCAUACAGAAGCAAUCAUAUACUUGAAUGUGAAUUUUAUCUUUUGGAGAAUCUGGACUGUUGCCUUAUAGUUUAUCAGCCUUACCGACCGCUGUUGCUGUUUGUUCAAGAUAUCGGACAAGAUGAUCAACUUCUUACAUAUGCAUGGAGGGUUGUGAAUGACUCCCUGCGAACAGAUGUCAGCUUAUUAUACCCGCCAUAUCAGAUUGCAAUAGCUGCUCUUCAUAUUGCAUGUGUGAUGUUGGGGAAAGAAAACUUGAAGCCAUGGUUUGCAGAAUUAAAUGUUGACAUGGACAAGAUUCAAGAGAUUGUGAGGUACAUAAUCAAUUUAUAUGAAAUGUGGAAAAGUUAUGACGAGAAGAAGGAAAUACAGGGUUUGCUCACAAAGAUGCCUAAACCAAAGCCUGCACCCCAAAGAUAGCUAAGUGAUGACCACAGGGAACUGUGCUGAAUAUGACUAAUACAUAAAUUAUGAAUUAUUUCUACUAAAAUGGGGUGUGAUACUGGAUUUAUCAGAGGCCCUGAAUUGACUAAGGGUACUUUAUUAUUAUAAUAAAAAUACCUACAUUAUUUAGGUUAGUAUACUGUGAGCUAUGAUUAUCAGUCUGUUUUUACAACAGAUAACACACUUUAGUUGCUAUCACUGGGAGGCUUCACAUACAGUGAAACAACCGAUGUAUUAAAUUUUCUUUCCCACAGAAAAACAUCAAGUAAUCUUUAUAUUAUGUGGCCUGCAGUGGGUUGCACGGACAAAUUUAAGUUCCUUUAGGAAUUUGGAAAAUGAGUGACAUGUAACUUUUUGUAAAUACUUAUAUUUACUUUGACUAGGAUUGCUUAGGCAUAAUUCUUAUAUUUUAAAGACUACCAGUAUUUAACUAGUAAUUUGAAAUAAAUUGGCGAUAUGUAGA